This is a messenger RNA of Peromyscus eremicus (cactus mouse), 2094 nucleotides long. It is a transcript of the gene B4gat1, whose product is annotated as beta-1,4-glucuronyltransferase 1. NCBI's taxonomy places the organism in Eukaryota, Metazoa, Chordata, Mammalia, Rodentia, Cricetidae. Gene Ontology annotation, molecular function: glucuronosyltransferase activity. The transcript has 2 exons. The record is from RefSeq and is a predicted model, not a curated record. The coding region runs from base 187 to 1434 and encodes 415 amino acids.
ACAGAGGGCGAGCUGGCACGCACCUAGACCGCGGCAAGCGGACGGAGGGCGGGGCUGAGCGCUGGGCUCGGCUGGCCUCGGUUGGCCUCGGCUGCGCUCGGCAGGCUGCGGUAAAUCUGGGCUUGCGGUGGCUGGCAGAGGCUACGGCCCGGUGGUCCCCGCUUCGCGCCGGGAGCCCCGAGAGCCAUGCAAAUGUCCUACGCCAUCCGAUGCGCCUUCUACCAGCUGCUGCUGGCCGCUCUCAUGUUGGUGGCAAUGCUGCAGCUGCUCUACCUAUCGCUGCUCUCGGGACUGCACGGGCAGGAGGAGCAGGAACAGUAUUUCGAGUUCUUCCCGCCGUCCCCUCGAUCCGUGGACCAGGUAAAGUCUCAACUCCGCACCGCGCUGGCCUCCGGAGGCGUUCUGGAUGCCAGCGGCGAUUAUCGCGUCUACAGGGGUCUACUGAAGACCACCAUGGACCCCAACGAUGUCAUCUUAGCCACGCAUGCCAGCGUGGACAACCUGCUGCACCUGUCCGGACUUCUGGAGCGCUGGGAGGGCCCACUGUCCGUAUCAGUGUUCGCGGCCACCAGAGAGGAGGCACAGCUGGCCACGGUGCUGGCCUACGCGCUGAGUAGCCACUGCCCUGAGAUGCGUGCCAGGGUCGCCAUGCACCUCGUGUGCCCCUCGCGUUAUGAGGCCGCUGUGCCCGACCCCCGGGAGCCUGGGGAGUUUGCCCUGCUGCGGUCAUGCCAGGAGGUCUUUGACAAGCUAGCCAGGGUGGCCCAGCCCGGGAUUAAUUAUGCACUGGGCACCAACAUCUCCUACCCCAAUAACCUGUUACGGAAUCUGGCUCGAGAAGAGGCCAACUAUGCCCUGGUGAUUGAUGUGGACAUGGUGCCCAGCGAGGGGCUGUGGAGAGGCCUGAGGGAAAUGUUGGAUCAAAGUAACCACUGGGAUGGCAUGGCCCUGGUGGUGCCUGCGUUUGAAAUCCGCCGAGCACGCCGGAUGCCGAUGAACAAGAACGAGCUAGUGAAGCUCUAUCAGGUGGGCGAAGUCCGGCCCUUCUAUUAUGGGCUGUGCACGCCUUGCCAUGCGCCCACCAACUACUCCCGCUGGGUCAACCUGCCAGAAGAAAGCUUGCUGAGACCUGCCUACGUGGUGCCCUGGCGGGACCCCUGGGAACCAUUUUAUGUGGCCGGAGGAAAGGUGCCCACCUUUGAUGAGCGCUUUCGGCAGUACGGCUUCAAUCGAAUCAGCCAGGCCUGUGAGCUGCACGUGGCAGGAUUUAAUUUUGAGGUGCUGAACGAAGGUUUUCUGGUUCAUAAGGGCUUCAAAGAAGCAUUGAAGUUCCAUCCCCAAAAGGAGGCUGAAAACCAGCGCAAUAAGAUCCUUUACCGCCAGUUCAAACAAGAGUUGAAGGCUAAGUACCCCAACUCUCCCCAUCGAUGCUGAGUUCUUUCUUCCCCUGGUCUGAGAAUUUUCAGCACCUGGCUCCUCAGGCCUGACUGGGGUAAGAAACAUCCCUCCACUUUACAGAGGUAGCUGUGGUUUUGAAACACUGGACUUGACUAUGGGGUGCUGGGAUCAAGUCUUAGCUUUACCACUAACUAGCUGUGUGGCCUUGAACAAAUCCUGUUACCUCUCUGAGCCUCCAUUACCCCGUCUGUAAAAAGGGAGGUGAAAAUACCUACCUCACAGAACUGUUGGCUCAGAUGAGAGGCUGUAUGUGAAAACAUCCUGUAAGCUUCGUACAAAUGUGAAGUAUUAUUAAUAUUAUUACAGUGUUACUAUUGUUAUUAUUAUAUUGUUAUUAUUAACAAUGUUGGGUGGAUAGCAGCAGAGCAAAAAGUAUGAAUGGAAUAAAUCUGAGAAUCCUGAGUACUUAAUAAAAUGAGCCUUUUGGAAAGAAAGAUGAAAACAUAGAAUGUAGCGCUCAGACUGGGUAGAUUGUAAGCUUCCUGGUUCUCUCAAGCCUUCGCCCUCCGAGCUCCCUAAAGGAGGGAAGGGUCUGUGGGUCCCGGGGGUUAAAGUCUCAGCUCUUGUCCUCCGGUAGGUUGGGCUGUGCAUUUGCCUUCGAAUGACAGUGUGUAAAUAAACGAGUGUUCAGACCCA